Aethina tumida (small hive beetle) is the source of this 3305-nucleotide messenger RNA. RefSeq names its product neutral alpha-glucosidase AB (gene GCS2alpha). Bases 291 to 3014 code for a protein of 907 amino acids. Lineage: Eukaryota; Metazoa; Arthropoda; Insecta; Coleoptera; Nitidulidae. Gene Ontology annotation, molecular function: alpha-glucosidase activity; carbohydrate binding. The transcript has 12 exons. Gene Ontology annotation, biological process: carbohydrate metabolic process; N-glycan processing. The record is from RefSeq and is a predicted model, not a curated record.
UUCAUAAUCGAAACUCUAAAUUAAAAGUGUAAAUGGAUUUAAAUGAAGCCAGUAAUAUUGGUAUGAAACAAAUAGGACUGCUCCGCAGAUUAUAAAAAAUUAUAUUCUAGUAGAGACAGAAAAGGAUGAAUACGAAUAUUUCAAACGAAGCCUGCCAGAUGUUUUUGUGUUGCUUUCUGGAUUUCCAGAAAAAACUAAUGUGGUUCAGAUCUUAAAUUUUCUGAAGAAAGAUCUAGCGUUCUCGCCAGUAGAAGACGGUGUAUACGGCGUGUUAUUUUUGACCACACCUGAUGGAAACUCAACGGGGAAAGCGGUGGGGGCUGUUUUGUGUUUUAUUAAUCGGAUUUGCGACCGCCGUCGACAAAAGUAAAUUUAAAUCAUGCGACCAAAGUAGUUUUUGCAGGAGACUUCGAGGAACCAAACCAUCAGAUGUUAAUUAUGAACUGAAACUUGACACGCUCCAAGUCACGGACAACUCGAUCGAAGCAACUUUAACCAACUCCGAUGCAGGCGUAGAUUUUCAAUUUGUGCUGUCUGCCAUUGCUGGAAAUAUUUUUCGUGUUUUUAUUGAUGAGGUCAAGCCCCUUCACCCCAGAUACAGGGUUCAGUUUGCUCUGAAUGGGGAGCCACAACUUGCAAAAUUAGAGGUAUUGGAAAGGAGUGCUGAGAGUGUGACUAUCAAAUCAAAUGUCAAUAAAGCAGUAAUAACAGCUAAACCAUUCAAGCUUGAGUUUUACAUUGAAAAUGAUCUGGUUUCUGUUGUUAAUGGAAGGGGAUUAUUUAGUUUUGAACACUUGAGAACCAAAGCACCAGAGGGUGAGGGAGAAGAAGCACCAAAAGAAGAUCCAGGAGCAUGGGAAGAAAAUUUCCUGUCCCAUCAUGACAGCAAACCGAGGGGUCCUGAGGCCAUUGGUGUGGAUAUUUCCUUCCCUAAUGCCUUGAGGAUAUAUGGUUUGCCUGAUCAUGCAGACAGGCUAUCACUCAGAUCUACUGGACCAGGUGGACUUGAACCUUACAGAUUGUACAAUUUGGAUGUGUUUGAAUAUGAAGUUGACUCUACUAUGGCAAUUUAUGGCGCUGUGCCUGUUGUCUAUGCUCAUUCAAAUAAACAUACAGUUGGAGCAUUUUGGCAUAACUCUGCUGAAACCUGGGUAGACAUCAGCAACAGCAAAGACAGCAAUGUCAUGUCUUCUCUUGUGAACUUGGUAUCUGGUCAAAAGACUGAGACUAGAGUUGAUGCUCAUUUUAUGAGUGAAGCUGGUGUUUUUGAUCUGUUUAUUAUGAUGGGACCCACACCACAGAAGGUGGCCAGACAAUUCGCGUCUCUUACUGGGGUUGCACCCUUGCAACAAUAUUACACUUUGGGAUAUCAUCAGUCUAGGUGGAACUACAAUGAUCAAGAUGAUGUGGUCACAGUAGUUGAGAACUUUGAUAAAUCCGACUUUCCAGUUGAUUUCAUCUGGUUGGAUAUUGAAUACACAGAUGGCAAAAAAUACUUUACUUGGGACCCAAUCAAAUUUUCAAAUCCUGAGUCUAUGAUUAACAACCUUACCGCCACUGGUCGUAAACUCAUCGUAAUCAUCGAUCCUCACAUUAAGCGUGAAAGCGGUUACUUCUUGCAUGAAGAUGCCUUGAACAACGACUAUUAUGUCAAGACGAAAGACGGCAAUGUCUAUGAAGGUUGGUGUUGGCCAGGCUCUAGCAGUUACUUAGAUUUCUUUGACCCCAAAGUGCGCCAGUACUUCAAGGGUCUGUAUGCCUUCGACAAAUUUAAAGGCACUACCGACAACGUGUACCUGUGGAACGACAUGAACGAGCCUUCGGUCUUCAACGGCCCUGAGAUCACAAUGCCUAAGGAUUGCAUCCAUUAUGGCAACAUUGAACACAGAGCUCUUCACAACGAAUAUGCCAUGGCUUAUACCAGUUCAACCUAUGAGGCACUUCUGGCCCGUACGCCGUACAAAAGACCGUUUAUCUUGACCAGAGGACAUUUCGCCGGAUCACAAAGGUGGUCUGCUAUGUGGACUGGAGAUAAUGACGCCCACUGGUCACACUUGCUUAUGAGCUACCCAAUGUGUUUGGCUGUGGCGCUUGGAGGCAUGAGUAAUUGCGGUGCUGACAUCGGUGGUUUCUUCCGCAAUCCAGAUACGGAACUUCUCCAAAGGUGGUACCAGGCUGCUGUUUGGUUACCGUUCUUCCGUGCACACGCCCACAUCGACACUCGCCGCAGGGAACCCUAUCUGUUUGAUGCAGACAUUCAAAAUCGCAUUAGAAACUCUCUGCGUCUUAGAUACGCACAUAUGCCUCUAUUUUACACAUUGUUCUUUGAGCACGAAAUUUCUGGCGAUCCAGUUAUCAGACCGUUGUUCUAUGAAUAUCCGGAAGAUGAGAACGUCUUGGAUAUUGAUUUGGAGUUGAUGGUAGGAUCGUCUCUAUUAGCAAGUCCAGUAUUUGAAGCUGGUGCUUCCUCAGUAAAUGUCUAUUUACCUGGAGGAGCAUCGCAAUAUUGGUAUGAUAUUGAGGACUUUAAACAGUACAAGGGCACCGGCAAUGUUAAUAUUCCUGUUUCCUUAGACAAGAGUCCCGCUUUCUACAAAGGUGGUAGAAUUAUUCCACGCAAAGAUAGGCCAAGAAGAUCGUCCGCUCUCAUGCGUAACGACCCGUUCACACUUUAUGUAGCAUUGGAUGAAAAUCAAUCUGCUGAAGGAACCCUUUAUGUUGAUGAUUAUGAGAGCUUCGAGUACAAGAAUAAGCAAUAUCUGUAUAUUAGUUAUAAAUUUGAAAAGAAUAUUCUAACAGGAAACUUAAUUGACAAGACUGAUUAUCCAACAAAAGAAUGGAUUGAAAAAGUUGUUAUCUUAGGUCCACCAAGUGGAGUUAAGGGAGCUAUCCUCAAGAGCAAAAGCUUGGGAGAAGUAAAACUUGAGACAAGCUAUGAUGGCGAACAAAGAUCGCUUGUGAUAAGAAAACCUGGUGUUAGUUUAAGAGAACCAUUUAGUAUAAAAUUAUUGUAAAUUUUUAGAAUUAUAGUAGACGUUCAUUAAUUAUGUCCAAAGGUGUCCAGAUACAAAUAAUUUACUGGUCUUUUAUAUAGUUUUAGAUUAUAUGUGAACUGAUGAAUACUAUUUAAUUUAAAAAAAAUAUUAUACACCUUUUUUAGAUAAUUUUGUAGUUUGAUUUUCAUUUUUGAUUUCCUUUUUGUGUAGGUUCUGGUAUAAUUUAUUUAAUGUUCUAUUGUUAGUAAACUGCCAGAUGUUAUUCAAUUUUUGAACUAGUUUAGUAUUUAUUAAAUCGUUUUUAGAUGA